Hemibagrus wyckioides is the source of this 498-nucleotide messenger RNA. It is a transcript of the gene msmp2, whose product is annotated as microseminoprotein, prostate associated 2. NCBI's taxonomy places the organism in Eukaryota, Metazoa, Chordata, Actinopteri, Siluriformes, Bagridae. The transcript is spliced from 3 exons. The coding region runs from base 1 to 390 and encodes 129 amino acids. The record is from RefSeq and is a predicted model, not a curated record.
AUGGGUGCCAUUGAUGUUGCUGCAUGUGCGCUGUUGGUGGCUGUGUGUCUUCUGAGUACAGCUGCUCCAUCUUUAGCAGUCUACAGCAAUGGAGAAUGUACCUUCAACACUAAAGGGAGCUGUGAAUAUCAGGGACAGGUCUUUGGUAUUGGUGACAGCUGGAUUACUAAUGACUGCUACCACUGUGUGUGCAUGGAACCCUUCGGAGUAGGUUGCUGUGAUCACAAUCUGCAGCCAGUGGAUUAUCCAGACUGGUGUGAGGUCAUUAAGAAGCCUGAUUCAUGUCUCAGCGUAGUAGUGAUGAAGGCUAAUCAUAAGCUUCCCUGCUUCUAUGGGAAAUGGGGGAAACGUCCAGACACUUGGAAAUCUGACAACGACCCAAUAUUUUAGUUAAUUAUCUUUAAUAUCUUUAUAGUUAAUGUUUUUUUGUGUGCAAUUUGUUCAAAUGCAGGAAUCUGAUGAGUAGAGUGUGUUAAAUUCCUGUAACAUAUGUACAUA